Tuber melanosporum (Perigord truffle) is the source of this 1599-nucleotide messenger RNA. RefSeq lists its product as uncharacterized. The record is from RefSeq and is a predicted model, not a curated record. NCBI's taxonomy places the organism in Eukaryota, Fungi, Ascomycota, Pezizomycetes, Pezizales, Tuberaceae. The transcript is spliced from 2 exons. Bases 731 to 1552 code for a protein of 273 amino acids.
AAUCACCUCAACCACCACAAUCGCAACUACUGGGGAGAGAUGGCUGAUCUGACCCCGGCAGUUGCCCUAGUAAUAGCAUUGAUAGCUCUCCUAGUCGCAGGAUUCUAGCUCACCCAACAACUCAUGGCAGCGGGCUACACCAUCCGCAAAUGCGACCGGAUAAUAAGCGGGAACCUCACGAACGGUGGUAAGCGUCGCUGGCACUGGCGACAAUUCCGGUUCACCGUGACCUAUGAAGGUUUAACCUUCUGCCUCCCACUGGAAUUGUACGCGUCACUGAACGUCAGUCCUGCCGUGUCCGUGAGCCCGGAAAUGACGACAGGGCUCUGGGAACGGGCGGUGAAGCUGCGCGGCGAAAGGAAGACUGAUCAGGGGUGCUGGGUUUCUUUUGUGCAGGAUAUGGCGCCGUACAUUCUUCCCGAAAAUCUUGGGAGGAAGCAGGAGAGUGGGGAUAGGGUUCCGGAAGACCUUACUGUUGCGCCCGUGCAGGUUGAUGUUAUCACGGUUGUGUUGCUGUGCGUUGCGGCGGGUAUGAAGUUCUCUAGGUAUUCAUCUACGACUGGUGAGAUUAGCAUGAGCGGAAACAUCGGGGCCAUUACCAGUGCUGAGCAUCCUGUCUUGGGCGGUUUGUUGCAUUACACCCCUGGCGUUUUAGCGAUAGCGAAUGAGAGCCUAGAAGGGAUGAGGAUGCGCUCACGGGCAAUGAACCAGGGGAAGGGAGUUUGGGCAAAUGCGGUAUUUGGGAAGUUCAACGAUCGGAGAAUUGGUCGCGGAUUCAUCAAUUUUUCCAUGCUCCGAAAAAGGGUGGGCAGGUAUUUUACUGCAUCAUGGAUGGCCAGAAGAUAGCUAUACCGAUAGUAUCGGCGGAGCCCAAGGGUUUAUGGCAUUAGCCACAGUGGACGUCUACAUCACUAUCCCACCGACAUGCAUUUAUCGCUGGUGUGCCCACUUCGCAGAGGUUAUCGUCAAAGCCCAUCUCCACGAAAUACAAGGCACAGAGCCAGUUGUACACCCACCAGAUUUUCGAUCAACUCCACCACAUUCACCUCACCAAUACAAUUCCGGAAGUCUUAAACAUCCUAUCGAGCACCUCCAACUCCUCAACCUUGCAAACCAGGGCCUGCUCUCCUGCGGAACUGGUAUAGUUGAGACCAAAGAUCCUAGUACAUUUGUCACUCCCACCGCUGCUUGGGAGGUAAUUAUGAACGCCGAUGCCGCUUCUCAUGCUCUCGAGAAAGAAGUUCCCGGAAUCCGCUACUACUCGAACAGCGUCGUGGCAGCAUCAAUCGCUGAUGCAGAAGUGGGCGCCCCGUCAUGGGGCCGCGCCGGCAGCAUCAUCGCUGCGUGGCCACAAACCGUAGCAGAGGCUUGCAGAGCCACCUCAAGUGGCGAAGGUUUCCAACCUGAGAAAGAGAGGUUGGUUUUCGCACAUGCAAAGUUGUCGAUGCUACGGGCAAGUUAUGUUACUAUUAUGUUAAAGGCGGCUGGAAGUGUGGGGCCCGGAUUGGAGGAGGAUAGUGAACUAGUCACUGGGCUGGCGUAUAUGGCGUAACUGGAUUUCCGGGAGUUGUAUGGAGUAAAUUUAAAACUUUAUCAGCA